Blepharisma stoltei is the source of this 740-nucleotide messenger RNA. The record is from the annotation of a GenBank genome assembly. NCBI's taxonomy places the organism in Eukaryota, Ciliophora, Heterotrichea, Heterotrichida, Blepharismidae.
AUGGGAAUCCUUCCAUCAAAAAUCGAUAGAUCUAGUGUAACAUUCCAAAGCGAAUUGGCAUUUGAAGGAAGCUUAGACGUCCAAUUCCCUUCAAUCCUCGACAAUGCAGAGCGGUCUUUUAGUUUUGACGAGAAAGAUUGAGUCCAUUGCAAGUUCAAACUUCAAGGCUCAACCCUCGAAUGCAGCGCGUCAGGUGAGAUGAUUGAAACUGUUCUCCUCGAUAAAAACUUCGAAGUCUUAAAUGAACAAGGUAACUCGUUAAUUUUCACAGUAAAAUUUGUAUGCCCGCACAAUUGAAUGGAUUUUUUUUAAAAAUUGAAAAAAAAAAUUUGUUAUUUAUUCAGAAGGGAAUAACAAAAGAUAACACAUCACAGCAGUGAAAACUGAGGGCCAGCUCAGCGGAUGAGUUCUUGAAAUGAACCUCUUUUGUCAAGCAAUCACUGCGGGCGGAGUGGUCUUUGAAAGACUCUUGCGAAUGCUGCAAAUCCAAAUUUGGUGUUUUCACACGUCGACAUCAUUGCCGAGCUUGUGGCCGGUCAGUUUGCUCUGAUUGCUCACCGAUUAUGACCACGCUUCCACAUCUUGGAUAUUCUGCGCUCGUCAGAGUCUGCAAGACCUGUGGAGACAUGCUUGCGCAUAAGCGUAAAGGUCCACAAGAAGGCAAUUCACCGAAUUAUACACAGAGUAAGAGAGGGAACUCACCAACUAAGCAAAAUAAGGCUAAAACUAAUUAUAAAUAA